GCUAAAAAUGAAAAAUACAGAUUAGGUUCUUAUUCAAUAUGCUGCCGUUUCGCUCCCCAGCUCAUUUUACCCAAACUCAGAACCGAACCGUCGACAUUUCUCCCACUGAACCACACCGCCGCCACUCUCCUCUGCAAAAGCCUUCUCUUUUCCAAAACCCACAAAACCUCCGUUAAAACCCCACUUCACUAUCUCACUAUGUAUAGAUUCCAACGUCUAACACUCACCACCAAAACCCUCCACCGCCACCACAACCACUGCUUCUUCUCUCAAGCUGCCGCUGCUAUAAUCGAAGAACCACCCUCAAUCCAAACCACCGUACUCGAUGGAUUACCAGAACCUGGCCCAUUAGAAACAAUAUUCGCAAUCCCGCGCUCAGAUUCAGGCAAAAAUGUGUCAGCAAAAGAGCGAAAAGCGGGGAGAGUACCAAGUAUCGUUUUUGAACAAGAAGAUGGACAUCAUGGCGGUAAUAAAAGGCUGAUUUCAGUGAAAAAAAAUCGAAUUAGGAACUUGGUCAAUGAGCUUGGUAGACCCUUCUUUUUGUCCAGGCUUUUUGAGCUUGAUGUCAGGCCUCAGUUCGAGUCUGAUGAGGUUAUAGAAAAAGUUCGAGUCUUGCCGAAAGCGGUACAUCUGCAUGCUGGAACAGAUGAGCCGCUUAAUGUGACCUUUAUAAGGGCACCUUCUCAUGCCUUGUUGAAGGUCGAUAUCCCACUUGUUUUCAGAGGAGAAGACAUAUCUCCUGGACUGAGGAAAGGUGCUUAUUUAAAUACUAUUAAGAGGACUGUGAAGUUCGUUUGCCCUGCCGAUUUAAUUCCUCCAUUUAUUGAUGUGGAUCUCAGUGAAUUGGACGUGGGCCAAAAGUUGCUCAUGGGAGACCUCAAGGUACAUCCAGCUUUGAAGCUUGUUCAGUCAAAAGAACUACCUGUUGUUAAGAUUUCUGGAGGCAGGGCUUCUGACAAGAAAUCAAAAUAAUCACCGUGAGACUGAGAGCAACCACCUGUUGUUUGCAAGUUUAUCAAGGUGCAAAAUGGAGCAUUGACGAGCAGGAUUCUCGCAGCAUGUUAGAAUUUUAAUCUGGUAGUUGCCACAAUUUUUUCCCUUUCAUUUCUUUUUGGGAUUUUCCUCUCAUUUUUGGAUGACAGAGUAGGGGCUUUUGGCCGGGGUUAGUGGAUGACAUUUCUUGACUUGCUUGUCAAUGAUGCAAGAUGUGGUACCUUAUUACAGGGAUUCUCAAUAUGUUUCUAUUUCUUCUUCUUCUUCUUCUUCUUUUUUUAUAUAAUAAUAUGUUUCUUUCC
Molecule: messenger RNA, 1295 nt
Organism: Populus nigra (black poplar)
Lineage: Eukaryota; Viridiplantae; Streptophyta; Magnoliopsida; Malpighiales; Salicaceae
Exons: 3
Coding region: 199-972 (257 amino acids)
Biological process (GO): translation
Cellular component (GO): ribosome; cytosolic large ribosomal subunit
Molecular function (GO): structural constituent of ribosome; 5S rRNA binding
Source: RefSeq, a predicted model, not a curated record